This is a messenger RNA of Chironomus riparius, 1521 nucleotides long. Lineage: Eukaryota; Metazoa; Arthropoda; Insecta; Diptera; Chironomidae. The record is from the annotation of a GenBank genome assembly.
AUGGUUGUCGCAGAAGUUUUCGUCUUUAUCGUCACUUUCUUGAUAAUAAAUUAUUUUUGGAAGCAAAGGAGAUUCCUUUAUUUAGCAUCUAAAAUCCCCAAAAGUAAUUUUGACUUUUCAUUGAGUGGAAUUUUAAAAUUAUUCACGGCUGAUUCAAAAGAAUUAUUCGAGAUGAGCUAUGAAAGCUUUAAAAACUCCAUUGGAACUGUAAAAACUUGGAUGGGACCAGUUUUGUUAAUAAUUGUUGGAAAUCCAGAAGAUGCUAAAAUUGUACUCACUUCCAAAGAUUGCAUUGAGAAGCCAAACUUCAUGAAAUUUUUUGGUGCACCUGAAAGUAUUUUAUUUGGUGACUACGGACCGUGGCAUGCACAUAGAAAAAUCUUAAAUCCAUACUUUAAUGCACAAGGUGUUAAGGCACUCAUACCAUUGUUCAAUAAGAAAACGAGAAUUUUUAUGGACGUUGUAAAGGAAAUGGAAGGGAAAGAGGAAUUUAAUAUUUUUUAUUACUUGACAUCGCUGGCUUUAGAGACGAUCACAAAAGUUAUGGAUUUUGAUGUAAAUAUUUUGAAUUUGGAGAAGGUGGAGCGAGAGGGGUACAUACAUAAUUUGAGAGAGUUCUUCAAAGCAGUUUCCCUGAGAAUUUUUAAGACAUGGCUGCAUCCAGAAAUCAUCUACCAAAAGACACAAACCUUUAAGGACGAACAAGGAGCAAUGAACAAAAGUGCGAUGAAAUUUACUCGCGAAAUCAUAAAUAAUGCUAGAAAAAAAAUUAAUGACGUUGAAAAUAACAACUUUAGUCAUCUUAAUAAUAACAAUAACUAUGCUGAUGCCAAAGAAUGUGUCCAGAAGAAUUUUAUGAAUGACCUUAUUAACAAUAAACUGGAAGAUAAAGAAAUAUUUGAUGAAGUUAAAACUAUUUUGGUUGCGGCACAAGAUACAACAGCGAAUUCCUCAUCAUCUGUUCUCCUCCUUCUCGCAAUGCACAAAGACAUCCAAGACAAAGUUGUUGCUGAACUUCAUCAAAUCUUUGGAAAAUCUCUUGACGCUCCAUUUAUCGACCAGGAACAACUAAAUCAACUUCAAUACAUGGAUCUUGUCAUUAAUGAAGCAAUGAGGCUCAUGCCAGUUGUUCCAAUAGUGUUUCGGAAAGUCAACAAUGAAGUCACUCUUAGUGAUGGCUGCAUACUUCCAAAAGGCGGAAAUAUUAUCAUUCCAAUUUAUAAAAUUCAUCAUAGUAAGGACAUUUGGGGUAAUGAUGCUGAACAAUUCAGACCUGACAGAUUUGAGAAAGAGAAUUUAGAAAAAAUCCAUCCAUAUGCAUUCAUGCCGUUCACAAAAGGACCAAGGAUGUGCCUUGGAUAUCGAUAUGCAAUGACUUUGAUGAAAAUUCAACUUGUAAAUUUUUUGAUGCGAUAUGAAGUUGACACGAGCCUUAAGUUUGAGGAAUUAGAGUAUGAGUUGAAUACAACAUUGAACGUUUGUCAAGGCUACAUGAUAAGCAUCAAAAAGCGACAGACGUAG